Molecule: messenger RNA, 4450 nt
Organism: Stegostoma tigrinum
Lineage: Eukaryota; Metazoa; Chordata; Chondrichthyes; Orectolobiformes; Stegostomatidae
Gene: necab1
Product: N-terminal EF-hand calcium binding protein 1
Exons: 14
Coding region: 493-1656 (387 amino acids)
Biological process (GO): regulation of amyloid precursor protein biosynthetic process
Cellular component (GO): cytoplasm
Molecular function (GO): calcium ion binding
Source: RefSeq, a predicted model, not a curated record
ACAGAGGGGAGAGAUAAGAAGGCUGGAGAGAAAUACGGAGAGAAAGAGAGGCGUGUGCUGCGUGCUGUGAUAAUAACGCAUCCAGCCGGCUGCACAGUGGGUUUUUAAGCAGAGGUAGCGUGGAGCCAGUCAAAUCUAUGCUCGCCUUGUGCCCGAGGUGAUGCUUGUGAGCGACUUGUGAGUGAGUGUGUGUCAGUGACAGAAUCGCCCCGAUAAAGAGCUGCAGUGGCCAGAGGCAGGAAGCAGCAUAAGCAGCCAGCUUCACACAGCACACGCUGCUCUACAUAUUCCAUUCAAGCUCAAUCAAACUAAGACACCACUAAAUCACCACAUAUUUCUGAAGAAGUGUCCAGACCUGAAACGCCAGCUUUCCUGCUCCUCUGAUGCUGCUUGGCCUGCUGUAUUCAUCCAGCUCUCCACCUUGUUAUCUCUAAAACACCAUUGAGUUUGUUUUCAUUUCUUUUUUUAAAAAAAGGGUAAACCUAUUAGAUUAUGGCUUGUCCGGAAACACUUCCUUUUUCUUCAGAAGCAUCUGAUUGUGAAAGCAAUUCGCCGCUACAGCCGAAGAAGGGCAUGUCGAUCUUUCGCGAUAUUUUACGGCGAGCAGACAAAAAUGAUGAUGGCAAGCUGUCCUUUGAUGAGUUCAAGGCUUACUUUGUAGAUGGAGUCCUGAAUUCAGAAGAGAUGCAUGAAUUGUUUCGUACCAUUGAUAGCAAUAACACCGACAAUCUCAACAUUGAAGAGAUAUGUGAGUACUUUUCUCAACAUUUAGGAGAGUAUGAGAAUGUACUGGCUGCACUGGAGGAAUUGAAUGUUUCCAUUUUAAAGGCAAUGGACAAAACAAAGAAAGAUUACCAAGGCUCAUGUAACCUGGAACAGUUUGUGACUCGUUUUCUGCUGAAGGAAACAGUGAACCAACUCCAGUCUUUACAGAAUUCCCUGGAAUGUGCCAUGGAAACUACAGAAGAGCAGACACGCCAGGAAAGGCGGGGUCCGGUGAAACCAGAGGUCUUGUCAAUUAACUGGUCAGGCAAACGGUCCAGUCGAAGGCUUCAGAGAACUAAUAGUCUGUCUCCAAACAAUACAAAUUUCAGCAUCUGGAACUCAGCCAUCCAUGCAGAAGAGGACUUCCAGUGGAUGACCCAGAUAAACAGGCUUCAGAAGCUAAUUGACCGCCUGGAGAAGAAGGACUUGAAGCUUGAACCACUGGAAGAAGAAAUACUGGAGGGAAAUACCAAGUCUCAUAUUCUAAUUGUUCAGCGACAAAUGUCAGUACUAGGAGACAAACUCGAGGAAUUCCGUCUAGCUUUGAGGCAGUAUGUGGUAUCUGCAACUGCACAAACAGGAUGUUUGCUCAUUUCGGUGCAGAAAAUUUCAGCUGAAUCGUGUUUUACACUUUAUGAAUUCUGGGAAAAUACCAAUCUCUGGAAAAACCACAUCCAGACUAACUACAACAAAACCUUUCAGAGGAGCAAUGUAGAUUUCCUGGAUGCUCCAGAACUAAUAACAACAAUGCUUGUGCCUGGCAAGCAUACCAUAUGGCUUCUUCACCGCCCUAGCUACUUGUGUGGCCACUUUGAGGGAGCUAUAGAUUUGAAUCCCAAGAUCCUCCUGUACGUCAAUGCUGUUCAGGUUCCUGGAUUAACUGUACAGUAACAAAGCAUCAUGGUGGGUUCUCAAUAAUAACUGAUUGUCCACUGUUGUAGAAAACAUGUGGCACAUGAAAUUUUCUGUGCAACAUCUAUAGUGAUGGCUUAAUUUGUGUUACAAUAGUGAAAACAGGCUUAAUUAAAAUGACCAAAUAAUGUUAGAUGUAACUAAAAUAAUAAAUGAAUGCAAAAUUGGAAAUAAUAUGUUCUACUUAAUAAAUGAUUAACUAAUAGACAACUGUAAUGAGCAGCACUAGUGUUAUAUAUUCUGUAACAGUUUCUUUUUUGUAAUACAGUCCAGUUUUCUAUUCUAUUUGUACCACACAAGUUCAGAUUACCACGUCAUUUUAAGGAAGUCAUGAAAAUUGGGUAAUUUAUUUAUUAUUAUUCAAAAACCAGAAGGUAAGGCCUAACAAUUCUUCAUUAAUAACACAUUUAAAGUUUAAAUAUGUAGCCCUUAAUGCUACAUAUCAGAAUCUGGUGAAGAAAAUAUUUUAAAAUGUAAAUUUUCAGAAUUAAACAUAAAUAAGGUGAAUGUUACGUUCCCCAAACAGGGAGUGUUUGAAACUGGGACAGCACAAAAAGCAAAGGUGGUGGAUAGCCCAUUAGCUUCUCAUCUAUCACUACCUCCCCAUGUUUUGAGCUGCUAACUUUGUGUGCUGCCGUAUGCCUCACCUAUCCCAUUUUUGGAGGCAGGUAAGGCAUAAGGCAGUCCACCUAUCCUGAGGCCUAUUUAAGCCAUUCAGUAAACAAUUGACUGCAAGCUACGGGUUUUGCUGCACAUCUUGCACAAUAUUUUGGCUUACAGGAGAAGAAAGAUGGAAGAUGGUUAAUCAGUGAUAAUGGGAACUGCAGAUGCUGGAGAAUCCAAGAUAAUGAAAUGUGAGGCUGGAUGAACACAGCAGGCCCAGCAGCAUCUCAGGAGCACAAAAGCUGAUGUUUCGGGCCUAGACUCUUAAUCAGAGAGGGGGAUGGGGUGAGGGUUCUGGAAUAAAUAGGGAGAGAGGGGGAGGCAGACUGAAGAUGGAGAGAAAAGAAGAUAGGUGGAGAGGAGAGUAUAGGUGGGGAGGCAGGAAGGGAAUAGGUCAGUCCAGGGAAGGCGGACAGGUCAAGGAGGUGGGAUGAGGUUAGUAGGUAGGAGAUGGAGGUGCGGCUUGGGGUGGGAGGAAGGGAUGGGUAAGAGGAAGAACAGGUUAGGGAGGCAGAGACAGGUUGGACUGGUUUUGGGAUGCAGUGGGGGGAGGGGACGAACUGGGCUGGUUUUGGGAUGCAGUGGGCGAAGGGGAGAUUUUGAAGCUGGUGAAGCCCACAUUGAUACCAUUGGGCUGCAGGUUUCCCAAGCGGAAUAUGAGUUGCUGUUCCUGCAACCUUCGGGUGGCAUCAUUGUGGCACUACAGGAGGCCCAUGAUGGACAUGUCAUCUCAAGAAUGGGAGGGGGAGUGGAAAUGGUUUGCGACUGGGAGGUGCAGUUGUUUAUUGCGAACCGAGCGGAGGUGUUCUGCAAAGCGGUCCCCAAGCCUCCGCUUGGUUUCCCCAAUGUAGAGGAAGCCACACCGGGUACAAUGGAUGCAGUAUACCACAUUGGCAGAUGUGCAGGUGAACCUCUGCUUAAUGUGGAAAGUCAUCUUGGGGCCUGGGAUAGGGGUGAGGGAGGAGGUGUGGGGGCAAGUGUAGCACUUCCUGCGGUUGCAGGGGAAGGUCCCGGUUGUGGUGGGGUUGGAGGGCAGUGUGGAGCGAACAGGGGAGUCACGGAGAGAGUGGUCUCUCCGGAAAGCAGACAGGGGUGGGGAUGGAAAAAUGUCUUGGAUGGUGGGGUCGGAUUGUAGUAUGGUUAACCAGACAGCUUUGACAGAGUGGGCUACUAUUAGGCAGCAAAAGUGGGAUGGAGGAGUGAGGUCCUCUGCCCAUCAGGAGGGCUCUCUUGAUCUUUUUAAUCUGACAUCCCCACCAUCCCCAUCCACCUUACUGGGGGUUUCCCAGCCAUCCUACCUAAAGCCAAAUUCCCAACUCACCCAAAAUCCAGAAGAAUCUUCAUUAUUUCAUUGGGACUGGUUGUACAGUCCCAGCAGUGACCACUACUGUAUUUCAGCACUGCUUGGACUACAGCAAUGAGGAACAAUUAGAUUAGCUGCCAGGGCUGCAGAGCAGGACUUCCUGUCCUUGAAGGGUGGCUGUUCCGCUUUAAAUCAAGUAUUUCUGCAUCCAAUGUAAUAUUGCUAUACGACAAUUAUAUUUCACAUUGGCAAAGUGACAAUUGACUUUUAGGUCCAGUGUGUUGUGAUUAAUCAAAACCUUUGUGAAAUCCAUUGCAUGUCUAAGUAAUGUUAUAUGUUACAGCCAAAAAACCAAGCAUCAACAGAUUUCUCCGGACCUAAUUGGUAAUGAUUUGGUGGAGCCUCUAGUGACAUAGCAUAAUUCCCAAAACUAGCAUUCAGAUGCUGCCUCAGAUCAGAGCACUCAUGGAAAUUCUAUACAGACAUUUCAUUUUUGUAAAUCUGAUGUAAGUUCAUUCUACUUACAUUUCAAUUAAAAUAGCUUCAGCUGUGGUUUAUGUGGCAUUAAUAAUGAAAAAUAUGCAUUAGUGGUAAAUUUUGUAGUUUUGUCCAGAAAGAACUGUAAUUGCUGAUUUGUGUUUAUCUCUAAUGACCUCUUCAAAAUGUUUUGCCAAUUGUUCCAGACUGAUUACAGUGAAAACAAAUCAACCGUAUUACUGUUAUUGACAGAUGUUUGUGCAGGAAGACAUAAAAUAUUUUAGCAUGUUGAAAUUUUGCCCAUUUGUAUUUACUGGCUCUGUUAAUUAA